This is a messenger RNA of Syzygium oleosum, 1321 nucleotides long. RefSeq names its product 2-methylene-furan-3-one reductase-like. The record is from RefSeq and is a predicted model, not a curated record. Gene Ontology annotation, molecular function: oxidoreductase activity, acting on the CH-CH group of donors, NAD or NADP as acceptor; zinc ion binding. NCBI's taxonomy places the organism in Eukaryota, Viridiplantae, Streptophyta, Magnoliopsida, Myrtales, Myrtaceae. The coding region runs from base 27 to 1193 and encodes 388 amino acids. The transcript has 4 exons.
GCUAGAGAGAAAGACUUGGUGAAAAAAUGGAGGCCAUCCUCACAUCCGCAGCUCGCCAGCUGACUACCUUCCACUCCUCGUCUUCUUCCUCCUCACUCCCUCUCAAAUUCUCUUCCUCCAUCGCUCCGGCUCUCCGGCACACCCGAAAGAAGGCGGUCGCCGCUGGACGGCGGAACCCGGCAGCCCCGCUCCGAGUCCGCGCCAGCUCCCAGGCCGCCCCUGCCUCCGCUGAGGCCGCCAAGGCCGCCGGAGCGCCGGGCGAGAUGAAGGCGUGGGUGUACGGCGAGUACGGCGGGGUUGAUGUGCUCAAGUUCGACCCGAAGGUGUCGGUGCCGGAGUUGAAGGAGGAUCAGGUGCUGAUCAAGGUGGUCGCCGCCGCGCUCAACCCGGUCGACGCCAAGAGGAGGCAGGGCAAGUUCAAGGCCACCGAUUCUCCUCUCCCGACUGUUCCAGGCUACGAUGUCGCUGGCGUGGUGGUAAAAGUCGGGAGCCAGGUAAAGGAACUAAAGGAAGGCAAUGAGGUAUACGGGAACAUAAACGAGAAGGCCUUGGAAGGCCCUAAGCAGUUCGGUUCAUUUGCGGAGUAUACCGCGGUGGAAGAGAAGUUACUGGCUCUCAAACCGAAGAACAUCGAUUUUGCUCAGGCUGCUGGGCUUCCUCUCGCCAUCGAGACAGCCUAUGAGGGUCUGGAGAGGACUGGGUUCUCUGCUGGUAAAUCGAUUCUUGUUUUAGGCAGUGCAGGUGGAGUUGGAAGUCUCGUCAUCCAGCUAGCAAAGCAUGUAUUCGGUGCUUCAAGAGUAGCAGCCACUUCAAGCACUGGAAAGUUGGAAUUCUUGAAAAGCUUGGGUGCUGAUUUGGCGAUUGAUUACACAAAAGAAAACUUCGAAGACCUCCCAGAAAAUUUUGAUGUAGUCUAUGAUGCUGUUGGUCAAUGCGACAGGGCAGUCAAAGUUAUAAAAGAGGGAGGGAUCGUGGUGGCCCUAACCGGCGCCGUGGUACCGCCGGGUUUCAGAUUCGUAGUCACUUCCAACGGAGAGGUCCUGAAGAAGCUGAACCCAUACAUCGAAAGCGGGAAGGUGAAGCCAAUAGUCGACCCCAAGGGACCCUUCCCAUUUUCUCAGGUUGCCGAGGCCUUCUCCUACGUCGAGACGAACAGAGCAAGUGGGAAGGUAGUGAUACACCCCAUUCCAUGAGAAGGAACACACAUAGCUAAUGGAUAAUUUUGUAUCACAAUCAUCCCGCUGAAUGACUACUGUCAUUCGCGACAAACAAUGCACUCUACAAAUAGAACAUCAAGAGGGUGAAGUCCUUUUGUAUACGA